Messenger RNA from Lasiosphaeria miniovina, 1980 nucleotides. Its product is annotated as Dfp1/Him1, central region-domain-containing protein. Bases 1 to 1980 code for a protein of 659 amino acids. Gene Ontology annotation, cellular component: Dbf4-dependent protein kinase complex. The transcript is spliced from 3 exons. Gene Ontology annotation, biological process: positive regulation of nuclear cell cycle DNA replication; regulation of cell cycle phase transition. Gene Ontology annotation, molecular function: zinc ion binding; nucleic acid binding; protein serine/threonine kinase activator activity. NCBI's taxonomy places the organism in Eukaryota, Fungi, Ascomycota, Sordariomycetes, Sordariales, Lasiosphaeriaceae. The record is from RefSeq and is a predicted model, not a curated record.
AUGUCGUCGACUCGGAGAGUGCCUCUCUCGAGCAAUCCUAAUGCCGCCAAUUCCCCCCUCCGCGCACCACCUCUGUACUCACUCCAGGCCAACAAGAAGCCCCGUUCCCAUGCCGAACUUAUGCGCGAGGAGGCCUAUGGACAGCCGCCUCCGGCAAAGCGUCAGAUGGUCGACCUGGGCAUCCAACGCUCGACCGUCUCUCCGUCGCGCGCGAGGCCGGCUAGGACCAUCGUGCACCGCGCUGUCUCCAAAGCCUCAGCACUAGGCACAGCAGCGGCAGAACGGGCCGCUCAGAACGCCCCGGCGUGCAAGCCCUCGGAGAAGGAGCUCGAUAACAUUCGCCAAUGGCGGACGCAGAUUCGUGCUCGCUUCCCUAAGAUGGUGUUCUACUUUGAGAGCAUCUCCGACGAGCAACGCUCUAAACUUGCCAAGCAGGUGACGCAACUAGGUGCUCGCGAAGAAAAGUUCUUCUCCAUCAACAUCACCCAUGUUGUCACGACCCGGCCGAUCCCUCCCGCAAAGGCGAAUAGGGACGAGAACGAACCCGCGGCUGACGGCCAUGCGAGCGUCGAGCAGCUCAAGACAAUCGAUCCGUCUCUUCUUAACCGGACGGCAGAUCUAGGCAUACCGUCGACGUCGACGACCUCGGUCAGGAGGAAGCUGCUCUUCGAUACUGCCUCGAAUCGGAGGAUCCCCUUGCAGGCUCAAGAAGAUGCUAUCAAACGCCCCAAGGCACGUAACACGGACGUCCUGCACCGUGCUCGCGAGAUGGACAAAAGGAUAUGGUCACUGGAGAAGCUGCAGAAGAUUCUAGACAUGGUCCAGGAGCCAGACCCGUAUAAAAGCGCGGUACUGGGUCAGUGCCGUGGGACCUCGCAAGGCGGCCCCAACGCCAAAGCAGCGGAGCAGUCCAACUUGCUCCAGCUUCUUCAGAACGAGCGUUUCCAUGGGCCGUCGGACCGAGAUCCUACCGUGGCCAGCAAGGACCUCCAUAUCUUUAAGGGUCCUUAUAUCUAUGUGUACGAUGUAGAGGAGAAGUUGAAGCCCAUCAUGGUCAGAGAGUACGCCAAGGUCGCGGACAAAAAAUACGGCGAGUGGCCCCAGUUUCGGGUCGCUUCCCAAGGACGCUGUCCAUUCGUCGAGGACGAACCUGUGGAUAGGGAGAACCGUGUGCAAACACGGACCAAAGAGCGAGCUGCAAAGGCCGCCGUCGAGGUUGCUGCGCCGAGCCUAAAGCCCCCCCAAGUUGAGCCCCCGAAGCCCGUCACGGGAAAGCGAACUCUGGCAGAGAUGGAAGAGGCACAGCAUCGAGUUGCCCCGGUAGCUGUCAUGACUGCUGCUGAACCGUUUGACCACGUCAAACUUUCCAAUGCUCCCUCGCUGGAUUUCAGGACCCAGAAUGCAUUCAGGAGCCACGCAAAGACUGGGCGUUUUCUGGCGGGAGAGCCCGUCGCGUCUGGUGUGCAGCCGUCGAAUGUGACGUCGGCAAUCCGCUCUCAGAUGAUUUCAUCUACCACGGGCGUGCUUGGAGCCAAAGCCGGCACGAGCAAGGAGAUACACGGACUCCAGCGCAAGGUGCUGCAAAAAGCCAGCACGCCCGCGGUAUCUCAGGACUUGAGCUCUCGUCGGCUGGCGGAGAUGAGCCAUGAUAGCAACACGUUCAUCUGGUCUGCAAGCCUUGGCAGGGCGACGCAUCGGAAACUAGAUGCGGUCGAUGAAGACGAGUCGGCGCAGCAAAAGGCCAAGCUCCGGAGGACGGCGAGUGUCCCUGUUCCCCAAGCCAAGCAGAAGGCGCGUGACCCCAAGCCGGGUUACUGCGAGAACUGCCAGGACAAGUUUGAGGAUUUUGAUGAUCACAUCGUUUCUCGCAAGCACCGGAAGUUCGCGGAUAACAACGAUAAUUGGGCCCAGCUCGACGCUCUCCUCAGCCAGCUGACGCGCGUGCCUCGCUACCAACAUGAAGAAGAAGACGAAUGGUAA